GCGCCCUCAAAGAUAUGAUAAGGUCUAUGUUUUCACACUCACUUCUUCGUUUGAAUAUUCAAAUUGACUGUUGUUAUAUUCAAAGUCCUACUAACUAUCAUCUUAUAAAUAAGUUUCUUAGUCUCCCUCACCCCCGGCCAUGAAUUCCAAAUCUUCCAAGAGAGAGUAUUCAAACAUGACAAAAUACCCUAUGAUCAAACCCGUCUUUCUUUUCUUCCUUUUCUUUAGGAUCUUCUUCGUCGGGGCACAAAACACAACAUUAAUCUCAGUACAUGUGGGAGUGGUUCUUGACUUGGACACCGGGUUUGGGAAAAUGGGGAUGAGCUGCAUCGACAUGGCCCUCGCCGACUUCUACGCCUCUCAUGCAGGCUACAAAACCAGGCUGGUCCUACACAGAAGGGACUCUGCAGAAGAUGUCGUUGUUGCAGCUACUGCAGCUAUAGACUUGAUAAAAAAUGAGAAAGUGCAAGCCAUCAUAGGGUUAGAAUCAUCAAUGCAAGCCAGCUUUGUAAUUGAGCUUGGAGACAAAGCUCAGGUGCCCAUAAUCUCAUUUUCUGCAACAUGCCCUUCUCUUCAGGGUUCAUACUUUUUCCGAAUUGCACAAAAUGACUCAUCUCAAGUUAAAGCCAUUAGUAGUAUCAUCCAAGCCUUUGGUUGGACUGAAGCAGUGCCCAUCAGCGUUGACAAUGAGUUCGGAAGGGGAGUAAUACCUUACCUGACUACUGCUUUGCAAUCAGUUGGUGCUCGUGUGCCCUACUGGAGUUCCAUUCCUUCAAUCGCCACCGAUGAGGAAAUUGUUGCAGAGCUUCGCAAGUUGAUGUCAAUGCGAACCAGGGUCUUCAUAGUGCACAUGUCCCCAUCUCUUGGCUCUCGGUUUUUCUCUAACGCAAAAGACUUUGGCAUGAUGGAUGAAGGCUAUGUUUGGAUAAUGACAAAUGGGAUGAUGAUUAACCGUUUUAUUUCCUCGAGUUCUUCUGUCGACAUAGAUGACAUGCAAGGGGUGUUGGGUUUAAAAGCUUAUGUUCCCAUUACAAAAGAGCUUGAAAGUUUUAGAGCUCGAUGGCAAACAAAAUUCCGACAAGACAAUCCAACUAUCCCUAGUGUUAAACUGGAUGUUUUUGGGUUGUGGGCGUAUGAUGCCGCUUGGGCACUAGCCAUGGCUGCUGAGAAGGUUGGAACAACAAACUUCCGCUUCCAGAAGAUGAACUAUUCUGGCAAUUCCACUGGUUCAGAGAGAUUAGAGGUCUCUCAAAGUGGUACUGAACUUGUCCGAGAACUAUCAGGUACAAGAUUCCGGGGUCUUUCAGGAGAUUUCAGCCUUAUUAAUAGGCAACUACAAUCAUCAACUUUUCAGGUAGUUAAUGUGAAUGAUAAUGGGGAAAGAGGGAUUGGAUAUUGGACACCCAAAAAUGGACUUGUAAGAAACAUUAAAUCGGACAAAAAUACAAGCAGACACUCUACUUCUAAUGCCACUCUUGGACCUAUUAUAUGGCCUGGAGACACCACCUCGGUCCCAAGGGGUUGGCAGAUUAGUGCGAAUGGGACCUUAAGAAUUGGAGUCCCGGUGAAGGGAGCAUUUGACGACCUUGUAAGUGUGAAACAUGAUCCAAGCACUAAUACAACCAACAUCACUGGAUACUGCAUUGACGUCUUUACUGCGGUAAUAGAAGUAUUGCCGUACUCUGUUCCUUAUGAGUUUCAUCCCUUUGCAAGGCCUGAUGGUACGAGUGCUGGUAGUUACAAUGAUUUGAUCGAUCAAGUAUUUCUUGGGAAGUAUGAUGCUGCAGUUGGAGAUAUUACCAUUAGAGGAAAUAGAUCUUUGUUUGUUGACUUUACAUUGCCAUACACAGAAGCAGGGGUAUCGAUGGUCGUGCCUAUCAAAGGAAAUACAGGUGCCAAAAACACCUGGGUGUUCCUGAAGCCUUUGACCUGGGACCUUUGGGUAACUAGUGGCUGUUUUUUCAUAUUCAUUGGUUCUGUGGUCUGGUUUCUUGAACAUCCAAUAAACAAAGAAUUUCAGGGGUCUCCGCGUCACCAAAUUGGCACAAGCUUUUGGUUCUCCUUCUCAAUCAUGGUUUUCGCACAUCGGGAGCAAGUAUUGAGCAACUUGGCUAGAUUUGUAGUGAUCAUAUGGUGCUUUGUUGUUCUUGUACUAACACAAAGUUAUACAGCCAGUUUAACAUCAAUGUUAACAAUCCAACAGCUCCAACCAACCGUCGCUGAUGUAAACACGCUCAUAAAGAAUGGGGACAAGGUUGGUUACCAAAUAAAUUCUUUUAUUUAUGGGAUUCUGAAGCGAGUAGGAUUUCAGGACGAUAAACUCAGGCCCUAUCGUUCUAGAGAAGAAUUGGAGAAACUUCUUCGCAACGGGAAUGAAAAUGGAGGUAUUUCUGCCGCUUUUGAUGAAACUCCCUACAUGAAACUUUUUAUUGGAACGUAUUGCUCAGAAUAUACCCUUGUUACACCAACAUUCGACUCUGAUGGGUUUGCAUUUGUCCUUCAAAAAGGUUCGCUUCUCACGCGUGAUUUUUCAACUGCAAUCACUAAAGUGCGCGAGGGAGAUAAAAUGAAGACCAUCGAAGAUAAGUGGUUCAAGAAAUAUGAAAGUUGUUCAAACUCCAACACCGCGGAAAGUUCCAACACUCUUAGUCUUGAUAGCUUUAGGGGCCUCUUCAUCGUUGCCGGUGUUGCUUCAUCACUAGCUAUCCUCAUAUUUACAGCUAUGUUCCUCUAUGAGCAUAGCCACAUCUUCACACGCGCAGAUACGGAAGCCUCAUUUUGGAUAAGAAUUCAUGAAAUAUUAAGAGUAUAUUACGGAAAAGAACUCACUUUGGAUACUUCUAAGAAGAGCACGCUGCAAGAUAGUGAUUAUGGUAUAGCUGCGGCUGAAUCUUCACUAAACAGAAGCUGCCCCCCAAGUUCAUACUCAAGCUUUUCCGACCCUGCUGGACCGCACAUUGUUCAUCAAGAGCCGGUGGGAACUCCUAAUUCUUCCGUGCACGGUGGUGAUCUGAAUCCCAAUGGUCAAGCAACCCAAGACAGUAGUACUCGUGAAUAUGGUGUUGAGUUAAUUUCCUCUCCAAGUGAUGAGGGACGGACCUAAACCUUGAAUUAGAAUAGACUAUUGCCCAAGAAAGCUAUUGAUUUAGAGUAAAUUACUGUGUCAAUAUAUAUUCUCCCCCAAUAGUGUUUUUCUUUUUUUAAUCUUAAUUGGUGAUUUAUAACAUUAACUAACAAAUUUUGAUAAGCAAUCAAGUCUUAAUUAGAGAAAAUAAAAACUUGUA
Pyrus x bretschneideri (Chinese white pear) is the source of this 3284-nucleotide messenger RNA. Its product is annotated as glutamate receptor 2.7. The record is from RefSeq and is a predicted model, not a curated record. Gene Ontology annotation, molecular function: glutamate-gated receptor activity. Gene Ontology annotation, cellular component: plasma membrane. Lineage: Eukaryota; Viridiplantae; Streptophyta; Magnoliopsida; Rosales; Rosaceae.